Molecule: messenger RNA, 2225 nt
Organism: Magallana angulata
Lineage: Eukaryota; Metazoa; Mollusca; Bivalvia; Ostreida; Ostreidae
Product: serine incorporator 3-like
Exons: 13
Coding region: 134-1531 (465 amino acids)
Cellular component (GO): membrane
Source: RefSeq, a predicted model, not a curated record
UAUUUAACCUGCGCCAUUUCGUAAACAAAGCAGGAACCAUUUUCUGACUAAUCGAAAAUCUGUCAUAUGACAGUGAAUUAGUUCUUUAUUUUUCAGAUAUUUGAUUUAUUUUUGAGCGGAGCAAGAAGACGUGAUGGGCUGUAUUAUUGGCUCGUUAGCCUGCUGUUGUGGUAGUGCAGCCUGCAGUCUCUGCUGCGCUGCCUGUCCAUCCUGCAAGAACUCUACAGCAACACGCAUUGCUUACUCGCUCUUGUUGAUCGUAGGAACAAUCGUAGCUAGCAUCUUCCUAGCUUCUGGACUGCAGACGGAAUUAGAAAAGAUUCCAGCAUUAUGUAAAGAUCUAAGGAUAGACACCAUCAAUGUAAACAUUCAAGACAAGGCCCUGGAUUGCUCCGAAGUGGUUGGUUACCUCUCGGUUUACAGAAUCUGCUUCGCCAUGACAGGGUUCUUUGUAUUGUUCUGUAUAAUCAUGAUCAAUGUGAAGUCCUCCAAAGACCCUCGGUCUGGGAUUCAGAAUGGAUUUUGGGCCAUCAAGGCUUUAGUGUUGAUUGCCAUAUGUGUUGGAGCAUUUUUUAUUCCAAGAGGAGAAUUUGGGAUAGCUUGGAUGUAUGUUGGUCUGGCUGGAGCAUUCCUCUUCAUCAUCAUACAACUGGUCCUUCUGAUUGAUUUCGCUCACGGGUGGGCCGAGAACUGGGUGGAGAAGUACGAGGAAACCGAAUCAAAAUGCUAUUACUUUGGAUUGCUAUUCUUCACUUUCCUGUUCUAUGCCAUUUCCAUUGCGGCAGUUAUCAUGUUCUACAUCUACUAUGCAAAUGGUGAAGACUGUGGGCUACAUAAAUUCUUUGUCAGCUUCAACCUGAUCCUGUCUGUUGCUGUGUCAGUCAUUGCCAUUCUGCCAAAGAUUCAAGAUUUGAACCCCCGCUCUGGUCUCCUGCAGUCCUCUAUUAUCUCUGCUUACAUCAUGUAUCUUACCUGGUCUGCCAUGUCCAACAACCCAGAUAGGAAUUGCAAUCCCAGCAUUGAGACCAUCUUUAUAAAAAAUAACGUAACUGGAAACCUCACCCCCACUGACUACGUGAAAGCUGACAACUUUGACUGGCAGAGUCUUCUUGCUCUGCUGAUGUGGAUCUUGGCUGUCCUGUACUCCAGUAUCCGCACCUCAAGCAACAGUCAAGUCGGAAAGUUAACCUUGUCAGAGAGAACUGUCCUUCAGUCUGAUUCAGGUGAUGCUCCACUUGUUGAUGGUGCCUCUGAUUCUGGAGAUGAAGAGAAGGGUAAGCAGCAUGUGUGGGACAAUGAGGAAGACGCAGUGGCCUACAGCUACUCCUUCUUCCACUUCAUGCUGGCCUUGGCCUCCCUCUACGUGAUGAUGACCCUCACCAACUGGUACAGUCCAAGCUCUGACUUCAAGUCUCUGAAUGCCAACAUGCCUUCUGUGUGGGUCAAGAUCGUGUCCUCCUGGGUGUGUGUGGCCCUGUACGUGUGGACCCUGGUGGCCCCCAUGGUUUUGAGGAACAGAGAGUUCAGUUAAACUGACAAUACCCUCUGUUAGGGGAGAACAAAGCUCCUACUCUUGAUUAGGAGACCAAACGAGCACAUUGGUCAAUGCCAAAGUGUAAAAUGUAGAAAUUAACUGUUUAAAAAACUUGUUCUCCAUUUCUUUGUUGUGUUUAUUUGAUCACUAUUUUUGAUUUGAUUGCAGUAUCCAGGCACCAUAUAUUAUUUGUAUCAGAAAUUGGCUAAAAUCAAUGGACCUUAAUUUUUUCACCAACUAUUAUCUUUGAUGCUUUCUGAUGGUUUUGGGAUUAAAGUAAAUACUAGUAAGGACUAAGAUACAUGUAUAUGCUAUUAUUCUAAAUCCAAAAAUCGGAUAUAAAUUUAUAAAAAUUAUGAAUACUUCUGUAUAUAAACAGAGAAAAUUAAAAUAUUUGUUACCAUCAAUAUUAACCAUGUUGUCCAGAACAUGUAAUUUUAUUGCAAUAGCUUCGUAAAUGGGUUUAAUUUAAAACAUUGCUUGAAAUGUGUAUUACUUUAUUUUGUCAUUUGCUAACUUCUAUUUUGAACUUCAUUGCAUGAUUUGUAUUUUCAUUUCCAACUGCAUUUGUACAUUUUCAUGACACAUCUUUAAAUAUUAAUUGUCCUCUGUAUAGUAAUUUGUUCAUGUUGAUGUUGUAAAAUAUGCUAAUUUCGUAAAUUUUUUACCAAAAAUAAGUUUUAAUUUAAUA